AUGGAGGCUAAUGCUGGAAUGGUGGCUGGUUCGCACAAGAGAAAUGAGUUUGUUAUGAUCCGCCAUGAAGGAGAAGUUGGGCCUAAGCCUAUUAAGAAUUUGAACUCCCAAGUAUGUCAAAUAUGUGGAGACACUGUGGGGCUCACAGCUUCAGGGGAGCCAUUUGUGGCCUGCAAUGAGUGUGCCUUCCCAGUUUGUCGCCCUUGCUACGAGUAUGAGAGGAAAGAUGGGAACCAGUCUUGUCCUCAAUGCAAAACUAGAUACAAGAGGCAAAAAGGGAGUCCCAGAGUUGAGGGUGAUGAUGACGAAGAGGAUAUUGAUGACUUGGAAAAUGAAUUCAAUUAUCGCGGGAAUGGCAAUUCGAAGCGGCAGUGGCAGAUGUAUGGACAGGGUGAAGAUGCUAAUUUAUCGGCUUCUUCCGGGCCCAAUUCUCAACAACCAAUACCCCUUCUCACCAAUGGUCAGCAGAUGUCAGGAGAAAUACCAGAUGCCACACCUGAACACCAACCCAUGGCAACACUAAAUUCAGGUCCAUUAAGCUCUGGAGAGAAACGUUCACUUCCUUAUAUCGAUCCUAGCUUGCCAGUGCCUGUCAGAAUUGUUGAUCCAACCAAGGACCUAAACUCUUAUGGCCUUGGAAAUGUUGACUGGAAGGAAAGAGUCGAAGGUUGGAAACUUAAACAGGAAAAAAAUAUGAUGCAGAUGACCAGUCGUUAUACUGAUGGGAAAGGAGAUAUGGAAGGGACUGGUUCGAAUGGGGAGGAUUUGCUAAUUGCUGAUGAUGCUCGCCAACCUCUAAGCAGGGUCGUGCCCAUUCCAUCUUCCCAGCUUACACCCUAUCGGGUUGUCAUUAUACUCCGUCUGAUUAUCUUGGGCUUUUUCUUGCAAUAUCGUGUGACACACCCUGUGAAUGAUGCCUAUCCCCUGUGGCUGGUCUCUAUUAUAUGUGAGAUCUGGUUUGCUUUGUCGUGGCUUCUUGAUCAGUUCCCAAAAUGGUUUCCAGUCAACCGUGAAACCUACCUUGAUAGACUUGCUCUGAGGUAUGACAGAGAAGGGGAGCCUUCCCAAUUAGCUCCUGUUGAUGUUUUUGUUAGUACGGUGGAUCCUCUGAAAGAGCCCCCCCUUGUCACAGCAAACACUGUGCUCUCCAUUCUUGCUGUGGAUUACCCUGUUGACAAGGUUUCCUGUUAUGUUUCUGAUGAUGGUUCAGCAAUGUUAACUUUUGAAGCCCUUUCUGAGACAUCUGAAUUUGCAAGAAAGUGGGUACCUUUCUGCAAGAAACAUAACAUUGAACCGAGGGCUCCUGAAUUUUAUUUUGCUCAGAAAAUAGAUUACUUGAAGGACAAAAUACAGCCAUCUUUUGUGAAAGAACGGCGGGCAAUGAAGAGGGAAUACGAGGAGUUCAAAGUAAGAAUCAAUGCUUUAGUUGCCAAGGCACAGAAGACCCCUGAGGAAGGUUGGACAAUGCAGGAUGGAACUCCAUGGCCUGGAAAUAACCCUAGAGAUCAUCCUGGCAUGAUUCAGGUAUUUUUGGGCCAUAGUGGUGGACUUGAUACAGAUGGGAAUGAGCUCCCUCGUCUUGUUUAUGUCUCUCGUGAGAAGCGACCAGGCUUUCAGCAUCAUAAGAAAGCUGGGGCAAUGAAUGCUUUGAUUCGAGUAUCGGCUGUCUUAACCAAUGGAGCCUUCCUUCUAAAUGUGGAUUGUGAUCAUUACUUCAAUAACAGCAAAGCUCUUCGUGAAGCGAUGUGCUUCAUGAUGGACCCCGUCCUUGGAAAGAAAACCUGCUAUGUUCAGUUCCCACAGAGGUUCGAUGGCAUCGAUCUGCACGAUCGAUAUGCUAAUCGUAACAUUGUCUUUUUUGAUAUAAACUUGAAGGGUCUGGAUGGCAUUCAGGGUCCAGUGUAUGUGGGAACUGGGUGUUGCUUCAACAGGCAAGCUUUGUAUGGGUAUGACCCAGUCCUGACUGAGGCUGAUUUAGAGCCCAACAUCGUCUUCAAAAGCUGUUGUGGUCCAAGAAAGAGGGGAAAGAACAAAAAGUACAUUGACAAAAAGCGAGCAAUUGCGCGCACUGAAUCCACUAUUCCCAUCUUCAACAUGGAUGACAUGGAGGAAGCUGUAGAAGGCUAUGAGGAUGAGAAGUCCCUCCUUAUGUCUCAGAAGAGCUUAGAGAAGAGGUUUGGCCAGUCCCCUGUUUUCAUCGCAUCCACCUUUAUGGAACAAGGUGGCAUUCCCCCAUCUACAAAUCCUGCAUCACUCCUGAAAGAAGCCAUCCAUGUAAUCAGCUGUGGUUAUGAAGACAAAACUGAAUGGGGAAAAGAGAUUGGGUGGAUUUAUGGAUCGGUCACAGAAGAUAUCUUGACUGGAUUUAAGAUGCAUGCGAGAGGAUGGAUUUCCAUCUAUUGCAUGCCCCCAAGACCAGCAUUCAAAGGGUCUGCACCUAUCAAUCUUUCUGAUCGUCUGAACCAAGUGCUUCGAUGGGCUUUGGGUUCAGUUGAGAUUCUUCUCAGUAGGCAUUGCCCCAUAUGGUAUGGCUACAGUGGCCGGCUGAAGGUUUUGGAGAGACUGGCUUAUAUCAAUACCAUUGUUUACCCACUCACCUCAUUGCCCCUUGUUGCAUACUGUGUUCUCCCUGCUGUUUGUCUACUUACUGGGAAAUUCAUCAUUCCUGCGAUAAGCAACUAUGCUAGCAUGUGGUUCAUCCUUCUCUUUAUCUCCAUUUUUUCCACCGGUAUCUUGGAGCUUCGAUGGAGUGGAGUAGGUAUCGAGGAUUGGUGGAGAAAUGAGCAAUUUUGGGUUAUUGGUGGUACCUCUGCCCAUCUCUUUGCUGUCUUUCAAGGCCUUCUUAAAGUUCUUGCUGGUAUAGAUACCAACUUCACGGUUACAUCAAAGGCCUCAGAUGAGGAUGGAGACUUUGCUGAGCUUUACGUUUUCAAAUGGACCGCUCUUCUCAUCCCUCCCACAACUGUGCUUCUUAUAAACAUGGUGGGAAUAGUAGCUGGUGUUUCUUAUGCUAUAAACAGUGGAUACCAAUCUUGGGGUCCCCUGUUUGGUAAGCUCUUUUUUGCUCUUUGGGUUAUUGUUCAUCUCUACCCUUUCCUCAAGGGUUUGUUGGGUCGCCAAAACCGAACACCCACCAUUGUUAUUGUGUGGUCGAUUCUCUUGGCUUCCAUCUUCUCGUUGCUUUGGGUAAGGAUUGAUCCCUUCACUUCCAGAACCAGUACUGCUCAAGGUCAGUGUGGGAUCAACUGCUAGUGCCCAUCGCAUUUUGCUUCUGGAUGUUGGAGUCUCUCUCACUUCUCCCUUGCCUUGUUGAAUCAAUAGGUAAUUCCAACUUAUCCGUUUUCUCUCGCUCUCUCUCUCUCUGUAAAUAACAGCGAAAGUGCAGUCAAGGCUUAUGCUAUUGUAUUUAUCAGUCGGGGUUGACAAAGUGGUUUGUUUUUUGCAUUGUGGAAUCAGGACAUUUUGAGGUUCUCUUUUGUCAUGCUUCUUUAUUUAUUUCCCUGCAUGGGUCUUGAACCAGGCAUUGGGUUCUCCAGCAAGUCUUGUGUCGUUGUCAUAUUCGUCAGAGAUACUUUGUUUGGGACCUUAUUAAUGGUUUUCUUGUAUCUUUAUGUUUUUGGAACUUUGAAGAAUACCAGGAGAAUUUAGUAGAGCAUAAAUGAUGUAGUAUAAAGCGUGUAUUAUUGAAUCAGCAUUUUGUGAAUGAAUGUAGUUUUUGAUGA
This is a messenger RNA of Amborella trichopoda, 3722 nucleotides long. Its product is annotated as putative cellulose synthase A catalytic subunit 1 [UDP-forming]. Gene Ontology annotation, biological process: cellulose biosynthetic process. The record is from RefSeq and is a predicted model, not a curated record. Gene Ontology annotation, cellular component: membrane. Lineage: Eukaryota; Viridiplantae; Streptophyta; Magnoliopsida; Amborellales; Amborellaceae. Gene Ontology annotation, molecular function: cellulose synthase (UDP-forming) activity.